AUGACUGGCAAGCCAAGUUACCAGGCAAAUGAGAUCCAGUUUGCACUGGAUCUCAUGCUACAGGAUUUAUACAACGAGCAGAUUUCUGAUGCCUUUGAUCAACGCUUCGGUCGCCCCUUGACCGACAACCAGAUUCGGUACUUGCGAAAUAAGUACGGAAAGGACCCCGACUUCGGGGCGCCUCUGGUCAAUCGACCGGCGAGCAAAAAGCUCAAGCGCCGUCGCGCUGAGCCUGCCGAACCUUCUCGACCUGAGAAGCGAGCUCGUCGUGAAGUGCCGACAGCAGCCGCGCCAGUUCCUCCAGCCGACGUUGUCGCACCCUCCCCAGCAAUUGAACCACAACAGCUCAAGUUGCCCCAUGAAGGUCAAAACCUCACCCCGACCGUUGCGGAGACCACCCUUCCUAAGAAGGAGGAGAGUGAAUCUCCUACUCCAAGUCACGCUUACGUCCUUACACCGACCGCCCCGGCACCCAGCUUGCCUGCUGCUCAACAGACCCAAGACGGGAGCUACAUCCCUAGAAACUCAGCUGGAAUCUUCACCCAGCAACAGCAGGUUGGAUGGAACACAAACUUCUAUCCCACCAGUACAAACUUUGGCCAGAACUGGGUUGUUUCGCCCGCGGAAGAGAGCCCCGGUCUGUCGACAACCCCCGCGCCAACGCCGAAUAUGCUGUCCCCUAUCCAGCAAGCGUCCUUCUUCCCAAGCCCAAUCCAUGGCCACCAAUACCAGCGCCAAAGCAUCCAGAACUACCACACUGGACUCCUCUUCCAACCUGCAGGUGCCCAUGUUGUUGCAGGCCAGGCCGGAGUGUAG
This is a messenger RNA of Fusarium vanettenii 77-13-4, 816 nucleotides long. RefSeq lists its product as uncharacterized. NCBI's taxonomy places the organism in Eukaryota, Fungi, Ascomycota, Sordariomycetes, Hypocreales, Nectriaceae. The record is from RefSeq and is a predicted model, not a curated record. The transcript has 3 exons. The coding region runs from base 1 to 816 and encodes 271 amino acids.